Perognathus longimembris pacificus (Pacific pocket mouse) is the source of this 3818-nucleotide messenger RNA. RefSeq names its product USH1 protein network component harmonin (gene Ush1c). Gene Ontology annotation, molecular function: protein binding. Lineage: Eukaryota; Metazoa; Chordata; Mammalia; Rodentia; Heteromyidae. Bases 108 to 2918 code for a protein of 936 amino acids. The record is from RefSeq and is a predicted model, not a curated record. Gene Ontology annotation, biological process: inner ear morphogenesis; inner ear receptor cell stereocilium organization; retinal cone cell development. The transcript is spliced from 26 exons. Gene Ontology annotation, cellular component: photoreceptor inner segment; plasma membrane; stereocilium tip.
UCCCGGAAGGAGGCCGGGCCAGGGUCACGGUCAAGGCUGUAGCCAGCUCCGCUGCCCGGGCUCCCAAAGAAGAAGUGGGCCUCCACGCUGCUCCCUCGGCCUCAGCCAUGGACCGCAAAGUGGCCCGAGAAUUCCGGCACAAGGUGGAUUUUCUAAUUGAAAAUGAUGCAGAGAAGGACUAUCUCUAUGAUGUGUUACGGAUGUACCACCAGACCAUGGAUGUCACAGUGCUUGUGGGGGAUCUAAAGCUGGUCAUCAAUGAGCCCAGCCGCCUGCCAUUGUUUGAUGCCAUCCGACCCCUGAUUCCACUGAAGCACCAGGUGGAAUAUGACCAGCUGACCCCUCGGCGCUCCAGGAAGUUAAAGGAGGUCCGUCUGGAUCGACUGCACCCCGAAGGCCUUGGCCUCAGUGUGCGUGGCGGCCUUGAGUUUGGCUGUGGGCUCUUCAUCUCCCACCUCAUCAAAGGCGGCCAAGCAGACAGCGUUGGACUCCAGGUAGGGGAUGAAAUCGUCCGGAUCAAUGGCUAUUCCAUCUCCUCCUGCACACACGAGGAGGUCAUCAACCUCAUACGCACCAAGAAGACUGUGUCCAUCAAAGUGAGACACAUUGGACUGAUACCCGUGAAGAGCUCUCCUGAUGAGCCCCUCAAAUGGCAGUAUGUGGAUCAGUUUGUGUCAGAAACUGGGGGGGGACGUGGCAGUCUAGGCUCCCCUGGGAGUCGAACAAGUAAAGAGAAGAAGGUCUUCAUCAGCCUGGUGGGCUCCCGAGGCCUUGGCUGUAGCAUUUCCAGUGGCCCCAUCCAGAAGCCUGGCAUCUUCAUCAGCCAUGUGAAGCCCGGAUCUUUGUCUGCAGAGGUGGGGUUGGAGACAGGGGACCAGAUUGUCGAAGUCAAUGGCAUCGACUUCUCCAACCUGGACCACAAGGAGGCUGUGAAUGUGCUGAAGAGUAGCCGCAGCCUGACCAUCUCCAUUGUAGCUGGUGCUGGCAGGGAGCUGUUCAUGACAGAUCGGGAGCGGUUGGAGGAGGUGCGGCAGAGGGAGCUGCAGCGGCAGGAGCUCCUGAUGCAGAAGCGGCUGGCCAUGGAGUCCAACAAGAUUCUCCAAGAGCAGCAAGAGAUGGAGCGGCAAAGGAGAAAGGAAAUCGCCCAGAAGGCAGCUGAGGAAAAUGAGAGAUACCGGAAGGAGAUGGAACAGAUUGUCGAGGAGGAAGAAAAGUUUAAGAAACAGUGGGAAGAAGACUGGGGCUCAAAGGAACCACUCAUCUUGCCUAAAACCAUCACUGCUGAGGUGCACCCAGUACCCCUUCGCAAGCCAAAGUCCUUUGGGUGGUUUUACCGUUAUGAUGGCAAAUUUCCAACCAUCCGGAAGAAAGGAAAAGAGAAGAAGAAAGCCAAGUAUGACAGCCUGCAGGAGUUGAGAAAGAAUAAAAAGGAACUGGAGUUUGAACAAAAGCUUUACAAAGAGAAAGAGGAAAUGCUGGAGAAGGAAAAGCAACUAAAGAUCAACCGGCUGGCCCAGGAGGUGUCUGAGACUGAGCGAGAAGACCUUGAAGAGUCGGAAAAGAUUCAGUACUGGGUGGAAAGGCUCUGUCAGACGCGCCUCGAGCAGAUUUCCUCUGCCGAUAAUGAGAUUUCAGAGAUGACCACAGGCCCCCCGCCUCCCCCGCCUUCUGUAUCUCCUCUGGCCUCACCCUUGAGACGCUUUGCAGGUGGACUACACCUCCAUACCACUGACCUGGAUGACAUCCCUUUGGACAUGUUCUACUACCCCCCCAAGACUUCCUCUGCCUUGCCUGUGAUGCCCCAUCCCCCACCUUCCAACCCACCUUCCAAGGUCCCCGCACCCCCUGUGCUUCCAUCAUCGGGCCACACAAGCACCUCAUCCUCACCCUGGGUGCAGCGUACCCCACCCCCCAUUCCCAUCCCUCCCCCUCCAUCCAUUCCCACCCAAGACCUCACUCCUACCCGCCCACUACCCUUGGCUCUAGAAGAGGCACUGGGCAGCCACUCUUUACGCAUUGGGGACCCAAGCAAUGCAGUGGAGGAGUGGGAGGCAAAGACUCAAAGUGGGAAACCCUCCAACUCCCCUACCCCUGAGCGGAGCUUCCCACCCACCUCAAAGACAUUUUGCCCAAGCCCACAGCCUCCAAGAGGCCCUGGUGUGUCCACCAUCUCCAAGCCUGUCAUGGUGCACCAGGAGUCCAACUUUAUCUACAGGCCAGCUGUGAAGUCUGAGGUCCUGCCUCAGGAGAUGUUGAAGAGGAUGGUGGUUUAUCAGACAACAUUCAGACAAGAUUUCCGGAAGUAUGAGGAAGGCUUUGACCCCUACUCCAUGUUCUCCCCAGAGCAGAUCAUAGGGAAGGACGUCCGGCUUCUACGCAUCAAGAAGGAGGGAUCUUUAGACCUAGCCCUGGAAGGUGGUGUGGACUCCCCCAUUGGAAAGGUGGUCGUCUCUGCUGUUUACGAAGGGGGUGCUGCUGAGCGACAUGGUGGCAUUGUGAAAGGAGAUGAGAUCAUGGCCAUCAAUGGCAAGAUUGUGACAGAUUACACCUUGGCAGAAGCCGAGGCUGCCCUGCAGAAGGCCUGGAAUAAGGGUGGGGACUGGAUCGACCUUGUGGUUGCAGUCUGCCCCCCCAAGGAGUACGACGAUGAGCUCUCUUCUCUUCCCUCUUCUGCAGCCGAAAGUCCCCAGCCGGUCCGAAAGCUCCUUGAAGACCGUGCUCUCGUGUACAGACACGGGUUUCUCCUGCAGCUGGAGCCCACGGUGAAUAGGCAGGCGGCCGCAGGGCUCUGUCUGCCCGUGCUGCUGCAUGCAGUGGCCAUUGCUGCCAGUGCUGAUGCAGGUUCUUUGGACUGGUGUUUGGAGGAAGACACAAGGCACCCUGAAACGCCUCCUGAGACAUACUGCCAGCCCCUCUGAAAUGCUGUGGGACUCAAGGGAAUAUGUAGAGCCCAAGUUAGGAGCUCUGGAUGGGGACCCAGGGGUUCUGACACUUCAUAGCCCUUGGGACCCACCUUGGGUCACACACAGCCCCCAAAUGAGCAGUGUGACUCUGAGCACAGUUCUCUGUAGGUACUGAGAGUACCAAGAGCUAAGCCACAGGAAAUCCAGCCCGAUCCUCCUCCAGAGAUGCCAGCCUUUCCCAUAAGUGCUGCCCAGGUGUGGGCACAACCAGGGCCAUGCACAGGUCCUGAAGGCUAGUCCAAAGAACCAGGGUUGGUGGAUUCCAUUGGCUCCUGUCCUGUUUGUGCCCUGUCAUGACUUGAUACUUGCUCAGCCCACACUAUCUUCUGCCUUCUCCUUCCCUGGAUCCAUGCUCUCUGUCUGUGGGACUCACUGUGGACACCAGCUUUGGUGGGUUGUCCACCUUGUGCCCCGUGGCUGUGAAACUGGGAUUGGAUGUGGCAGCUGACAGCCUCUGUGGCUGACCCCAUCUUGGACUUUGUAGGCUUCUCUGUUGCAAUCUUCCCAAAACAUUAGGGCCUCAUGUCCCCAAGAUAGUGAGCCUGCUGUGUCAUGGCUUCUGGGGUAACCUAAAUGGCCCUGUUUUUUUGAUCACUUGUUCUUGGCAAGGGACCCUUCCCCCCUCCCUCUUCUUCUUGGUCAUCUGCAUCUCCAUCCCAGAUAUCCCUUCUGCUUUCUCCCUGGUCUCUUGUGUGCUGUGGCUGUGGCUGGUGUGGAGUCUCUCAGGGCCACACCAUGAGGGGACCCUGGAGGUUAGCAGGACUUUGUGCCGCCAGUGUGGGUGUCCCAGCAGUGGGACCUCACCCUAGGCUAAGCAUCACCCACAAGGUCUGCACCCAUCUGGUCUGUUUUCUC